AUGUCUCAAGACAACGUCUCAUCAACAUCUACAGCUGAGGCUGUAAAUAAUGAAAUCAAAGUCAAAGAUGAAUUUCCACAAGAAGAACAAGCUCAUACUAGUUUAGAAGAUAAACCAGUGAGUGCAUACAUUGGUAUCAUCAUUAUGUGUUUCCUUAUUGCCUUUGGUGGUUUUGUUUUUGGUUUCGAUACUGGUACUAUUUCCGGUUUUAUUAAUAUGUCUGACUUUUUAGAAAGAUUCGGUGGUACUAAAGCUGACGGUACUCUUUACUUUUCCAAUGUCAGAACUGGUUUAAUGAUUGGUUUGUUCAACGCUGGUUGUGCCAUUGGUGCAUUAUUCUUGUCCAAAGUCGGUGAUAUGUAUGGUAGAAGAGUUGGUAUCAUGACUGCUAUGAUUGUCUAUAUUGUUGGUAUUAUUGUUCAAAUUGCUUCUCAACAUGCUUGGUAUCAAGUCAUGAUUGGUAGAAUUAUUACUGGUCUUGCCGUCGGUAUGUUAUCAGUUUUAUGUCCUUUGUUCAUUUCCGAAGUUUCUCCAAAACAUUUGAGAGGUACUUUGGUGUGCUGUUUCCAAUUGAUGAUUACCUUGGGUAUCUUCUUGGGUUAUUGUACUACCUAUGGUACUAAGAGUUACUCAGACUCUAGACAAUGGAGAAUUCCAUUGGGUUUAUGUUUUGCUUGGGCUUUAUGUUUGGUUGCUGGUAUGGUUAGAAUGCCAGAAUCUCCACGUUACCUUGUCGGUAAAGACAGAAUUGAAGAUGCUAAAAUGUCACUUGCCAAAACUAACAAAGUUUCCCCAGAGGACCCAGCCUUAUACCGUGAACUUCAAUUAAUCCAAGCUGGUGUUGAAAGAGAAAGAUUGGCCGGUAAGGCAUCUUGGGGUACUUUAUUCAAUGGUAAACCAAGAAUCUUUGAAAGAGUUAUUGUUGGUGUCAUGUUACAAGCCUUACAACAAUUAACUGGUGAUAACUAUUUCUUCUACUACAGUACCACCAUUUUCAAGUCCGUUGGUAUGAAUGAUUCCUUCGAAACUUCUAUCAUUAUUGGUGUUAUUAACUUUGCGUCCACUUUUGUUGGUAUCUACGCUAUUGAAAGAAUGGGUAGAAGACUCUGUUUGUUAACUGGUUCCGUUGCCAUGUCAAUCUGUUUCUUAAUCUAUUCCUUGGUUGGUACUCAACAUCUUUAUAUUGACAAACCAGGUGGUGCUAGUAGAAAACCAGAUGGUGAUGCCAUGAUCUUUAUGACUUCACUUUAUGUGUUCUUCUUUGCUUCUACAUGGGCUGGUGGUGUUUACUCCAUUAUUUCUGAACUUUAUCCAUUGAAAGUUAGAAGUAAGGCUAUGGGUUUAGCUAAUGCUUCCAAUUGGACCUGGGGUUUCUUAAUUUCUUUCUUUACUUCAUUUAUUACUGAUGCCAUCCACUUCUACUACGGUUUCGUCUUUAUGGGAUGUUUAGUUUUCUCCAUUUUCUUUGUCUACUUUAUGGUUUACGAAACUAAAGGUCUUACCUUGGAAGAAAUUGAUGAAUUGUACUCCACCAAAGUCCUUCCAUGGAAAUCAGCUGGUUGGGUGCCACCUUCCGAAGAAGAAAUGGCAACCUCUACGGGAUAUGCUGGUGAUGCCAAACCAGAAGAGGAACACGUUUAA
This is a messenger RNA of Candida albicans SC5314, 1641 nucleotides long. It is a transcript of the gene HGT7, whose product is annotated as Hgt7p. The transcript has a single exon. The coding region runs from base 1 to 1641 and encodes 546 amino acids. The record is from RefSeq and is a predicted model, not a curated record. Gene Ontology annotation, molecular function: carbohydrate:proton symporter activity. Gene Ontology annotation, cellular component: plasma membrane. Gene Ontology annotation, biological process: transmembrane transport; carbohydrate transport. NCBI's taxonomy places the organism in Eukaryota, Fungi, Ascomycota, Pichiomycetes, Serinales, Debaryomycetaceae.